Messenger RNA from Parastagonospora nodorum SN15, 1743 nucleotides. RefSeq lists its product as hypothetical. NCBI's taxonomy places the organism in Eukaryota, Fungi, Ascomycota, Dothideomycetes, Pleosporales, Phaeosphaeriaceae. The transcript is spliced from 2 exons. The record is from RefSeq and is a predicted model, not a curated record. Bases 1 to 1743 code for a protein of 580 amino acids.
AUGGCUAUGGACGCAGAUAGAAGGCUCACCAAGGCAUUGGAGGCGGCCAAUGAUGCUCUUCAACAUCUCUCCAUGUCGCCCGACUUCAAUUGUCUGGAUUGCACACAUAUCGACAGACUGCUCGGAAGAGUAGUUGACCUACCUACCGAGGGCAACCAGAGAAAUAGCAGGCGAAAUCUUCUGGUGAUAAGACAGUGGAUGAUUACUGAAGGCCCUGGUGUUGUUCUGCUGGAGGUGCUCGGCCAACUGUACUGGCGGCUAGGAGAGCUGAACAGCAAGCAAUUCGAAAAGUUCAAGAACACUUUGCAGCAACAGCAGCCUUACCUAUCACUCAUACAAGACACCGCCGCGGUCACUUUGGUCAUCCAACGUAUAAGACACAUUCAAAGGUCGAAGGCAGAUGCUUGCCAAGACUUUCUCUGUGAGCUUUCGGACCUCACCGGAAUGAGGGGUAAGUCUUUCGCCUUCUUGAAGAUAGUUUGUGUACUGACUCUGAUAGUCGACUCACCAGUGGCUGAAAUGGACGUUUUGCGGGCCAACUCCAACAGCCCUUUUACGCCUCAGUCCGUACACUCGCUAGACAGUAACGCAUCGCAAGAAACUGGCUUCGUCAGUCUCAUCAAAUAUGUCCCCUCAAGUACAAUGUGGGGAGGCGAUAUGGAACAAACUCUCAAGGACUUCUACAUCAACGGCGUCUGCCCUGGUCGCAGUGUUUCCACGCAAUCGAAUGCGUACACCGCUAUGUUGCAGAUAGCGAACACAUGUCUUAGUACACGCUUUGCGCUACUAAGCUUGUCCGCAUCAUACAUCUGCGAGUAUCUCCCAUCCCAGAAGGAGGCAUAUCAUCAAGCAGAAUUAUACUACUCUACGCAAGCGCUGAAGGCCUUGGCCACACAGAUCAGCAUCGGACAGGACUAUGAUGGCGCGCUCGCCACCAGUAUGUUGCUCAUGCACCACGCAGCGAUCAACGGCGAAGACUCGCCGCUUUGUUGGUCAUGCCACGCCAACAUCUUCGACAUGAUACCCUUGGAAAUGGUCAAUCACCAAUCUGAUGCCGCACUUUUCAUUCGAACACAACUAGCGCUCGCUCGAACAGCACAGACAUGCUUCCAAUUACAAAAUACCCAGUUUCACUCGCUCGAGAAGAAGAACUGGUAUGAAAGCACACCCACCCCAGAGACUCAGCAAAUCGACGUCACAUUGGGAGCUUCGCCCCAGCUCAUACAUCUAAUCUCAUCUAUCACCACCUUGGCGACCGAUAUAACGAGCCCAAAUAGGCUGGUGUAUGCUCAACUUCAAGAGGUACAGCUGCAGAAUCUUAAACAAUGGACCACUGAGGCGCAGACCUCAGAGAAGGAAGUGUUGCUCGCAACGGCUGAAGCAUUCCGAUUCACCCGCUUCCAUCCCUCCAUCCUCGAGCUUUCAGAUUCACUGCAUACUGUCAUACUUUCUCUUCCAGUCAAAGGCAGCCUCUUCACAGCCAUCUAUCCAGUCUGGCCACUCUUCAUUGCCGCAGUCACAGCCAACUCGGACAAACGCGACCGUCUCUAUCAACGUGUGGUACCUAUCCGAGAGGGUGACAAGAACACACUUCCAGCAGUUCUCAAGCGCGUGAGUGGAUUGCGAAUCUGGCUCGCCAGCCAAGACCCAUCUUGCCUUGGCAAAGAAGGAUGGUGGGACGAGAUGCUGAGCCCCAGUAGCAGCACGACAGCCCUGGGAUCAAAACUAUUGUGCCUUGGCUGA